Molecule: messenger RNA, 423 nt
Organism: Ambispora gerdemannii
Lineage: Eukaryota; Fungi; Glomeromycota; Glomeromycetes; Archaeosporales; Ambisporaceae
Source: the annotation of a GenBank genome assembly
AUGUUACGUACAAUUAGAGACAUGGAUCCACGUGUUGUUGACAAAGCUCAUAUGACAAAUACAUAUAUUUUGGAGUCAAUCAAUGGAGAACUUAAUGAUAUUGAAGAAUAUUUGAAUCAAAAUAAUAAUGAAGCAACCAGCAAUAAUAAUCAAGUAUCAGAUACGGCAGAUCUAGAAAAUAUUGAUUUGUUGCUGCCAAAGCCAAUGUCUCCAAAGUCAAUGUCUCAAAAGCCAACGUCUCAAAAAUCAGCAUCUACAUUUGAAAGGCCAACGUCUCAAAAAUCAGCGCCUACAUCUAAAAAAUCAACGUCUCAAAAAUUAGCGUCUACAUUUGAAGAACAACAUCAUCUCAAAAAUCAAAACCAACAUCCAAAAAAUCAACCAAAAGAGCUUUGCAAGUUCCAUCUUCUAAAACUCCAGUAA